CCCCCCUCACGUCGCACCGUGACCGGCCGUAUCAUGUGCCCGUGCUGGUCGUAGUGUCGUGUAUUUGUUGUAUUAUAGUCGCCGCCGCCGCCGUCGUUGCUCGUCAUGUUCUCGACCGUUCGUCAGCUUUGCCGCCUCCGUAGCAGCGGCAGCCUCGGCCGCCUGUGAACAGUGACCGAACUCGCGCGCGCACCCACUCGUUCACCCGAUCACACACUCUCACACACACACACAUACACCCGCGUGUCAGACAUGAGUACAUGACUUAGGCGGUCACCGGUGUGUACGCUCGUGCCCGACAAGUGACCGGUCGUCGCCGGGUCCGGUGGUCCGUCGUUGUGGGGUGACACUAACGCGAGCAGGUGGCAUCUCGAGCCCCAGCCUCGCAGCAUCCUCCGCCGCCGCCAUGGCCGUCGAGAUUUCGGUUACUUUGUCCCGACCGGAAAUGCCUUCGGGACUGGGAUUUUCUUUGCUCGGUAUCGCCGACUGCCCGCCGGUCAUCUACGACAUCAUCGAGAACACGCCAGCUGCCGAAUGCGCUCAGAUUGAAGUUGGUGAUGUUAUCAUAAAGAUAAAUAAUGAAGAUGUGCAAACAUGUACAAUAAAAGAAGUAUUGAAAUGCUUGAGAUUAGCACAAAACCCCAUUAUUUUGAAACUAGUCAGAGAUCCUGCUAUUAAAAAUAAAGUACAUGAUAAACUGGCUGAAGAUGGAAACUCUCCUCAAUUAUUACUACGUGAUAUAGAUUCCCCACCACCUCCACCACAACAUCAUCCACCACCAUUAGAAAUGGUUACUAGAACAAAUACAAAUAAAAUUGAAGCCCCUAAAUAUGAAGCAUUUAUGAUGACUGGUGAGAGAGUUAUCAAAAUGUCUAAAAAUAGUCAGGUCUCUUUAUUACCAAAGAGGGAUCGAAAAGUUGAUUGUUUGGUAAAAAAUGGUGGCCCAAAAAAAUUCCAAAAAGUAAAUUCAAAUUCUGUUCCUAGUAGUCCUGUCGAAAAUGAUCGACCAAACAUAGCAAAACCUAAUUCUGGAAAUACAUCACCAGUUUCCCCUCCUCCUACAAAUAUGUCCAACUAUAAACGUGGCUCUCGUUCUGAAGAUCCUUUACGUUCAAAUUCUGAGUACCCAAUGUCUUCUACUACGAGUAUUGAUACUGAAGACGAAGAUAUUACAUCUUCUUGUAACACCUUAUUAAAUACUAAUAUAAAACCACUUGAAAUGGAAGACAAAAGAGUGUUGUGGACAUAUAAUGCUGGUCAUGUUCCUGAUGAAACAUCAGCUUCUUGCAAUUCCCUCCAAAAAGUUCUAUCACCUACGUCACCAACAUCCAUAUCCUCAUCAAUAAUGUCAUCACCUUCUGACCGGCGACGACCAGCCAAGGGAUCAUUCCGUGGCAACAGUCAUCCAACUAGCAGUCAUUCAAAUAUAUCAAGUCCUGACUUCCAAGACACUGCAGAUUCAGAUUUCUUGAUUAACUCACGUGAAUUAGAGGUGUCAGAUCCUAGUGACAGUGAUUCAACUAUUGUAGCAAGCGAACCAAAGAUAAGAAAGCGAUCUACAGAAGGACAGUACACAUAUUAUGAUAAUCAUACAGACCAUCGAAUUGUCAUACAGGUAAAAGGUCCAGAAAAAACAAAUUUAGUUAAAGACAAUGAAAAUAAUAACAGAUAUUACAAUGACAAAGAAAAUAUUAGUAACAAUGAACAUCAAGAUUUUAAAGACGAAGAAGAAGUUCAACAUUUAUUAGCAUUAAUGGAAGGUGCAGCUCAGUUGGCUAAUUCUGUUACCAAUAAUGAUGAGCACUGGACACAAAACGAAGAUUUUGAUUCUGAUAGCUUACAUAGUUUUCAUUAUUCGCCUAAAGCUGUGGAUAUGCCCUCGGCAGUAAGACUUGCCAAACGCUUAUUUUAUUUAGAAGGAUUCAAAAAAAGUGAUGUAUCUCGACAUUUAAGUAAAAAUAACGAAUUCAGUAGAGCAGUUGCUGAAGAAUAUUUGAAGUAUUUUGAUUUUAAAGGAAAUUCGUUAGAUUUGGCAUUAAGGCAUUUUUUGAAACAAUUCAGUUUGACCGGAGAAACCCAAGAAAGAGAAAGAGUGUUAGUCCAUUUUUCCAAACGGUUUUUGGACUGCAAUCCUCAAUGUUUCAACUCUCAAGAUGCUGUUCAUACAUUAACUUGCGCCAUUAUGCUAUUAAAUACAGAUUUACAUGGCCAAAUGAUUGGACGUAAAAUGACAUGUAAUGAAUUUAUCGAAAACCUAGCUGGUUUAAAUGAUAAUGAACAUUUUCCACGUGACGUUCUUAAAUCAUUGUACAUGGCUAUUAAGUCUAAUCCUCUUGAGUGGGCAAGUGAUGAUGAUUUGGAUGAAAAUCAACUAAAAAACGCAAUUGCUAGUCAGCCAAUUGAUGGUCUUGGAAAUAAAAUUCCUGGCCAAAUAGGCAAAAGUGGGGGAAGUUAUGAUGAAAAUGUCAUGACUCAAGCUUUAGAGUAUAAAAAAGGAUAUGUGAUGAGAAAAUGUUGCAUGGAAGCCAAUGGAAAGAAAACUGCAAGAGGAAAACGUAGUUGGAAAAUGUACUAUUGCACAUUACGUGAUCUAAUUCUUUAUUUACAUAAAGAUGAUUCUGGAUUUAGAAAAUCUCAAAUUAGUGAUAGUAUUCAUAAUGCAAUACAUAUACAUCAUGGCCUAGCUACUAAAGCUACAGACUAUACAAAAAAACAACAUGUGUUUAGACUUGUUACUGCUGAUCAAGCAGAAUAUUUAUUUCAAACUAGUGAUUCUAAGGAAUUGGAUUCAUGGAUAAAUACAAUUAAUUUUGUAUGUGCCAGUUUUUCUGCACCACGAUUGCCAAGUGCUGUUGGAAAUCAGAAAAAAUUCCAAAGGCCAUUAUUACCAUCAGCUCCAACAAAAUUAAAUUUGCGGGAACAACUUCGUGAACAUGAAGAUACUUUGCGACAACUAGAAGUAGAACUUGACAUACAUAAAAAGAAACCGCCAGAACGUGGGACUAAAAACAUCACAUUACAAUUUUAUAAAGAAAAGGAAUCACAUUUAUUAGAAGAAUUUAAGCGUUAUAAAACAUAUGUCUACUUGUUGAGAUCUAAAAUGAUUCAACACCCAGAGUAUGACUCAAGUACUGCGUUAAUGGAGACUGAUGAUGAAACAGAAGUGGUAUCUGUUAAUGAACAAAACAGUUCAUUACCUACUUCAAACAGAGUUGCCAGGUGCAGGGAUACAAUAUUUUAUUUUAGAAAAUUGCAGGGAUCAAUUUACAUUAGGCUCUGUAUAUGCAAGUUUGGUACAUAAUUUCUGAUAUUGCAUAACACUUAUAUUAUUAACAAAUAUGACCUUUGCAAUGAUUGAAAUAAUGUUGAGUUCAAACUAAUUAGCUUUUGCUUUAUUUAUUUUCUAAUCAAAUGCUUGAGUUUUAGAAACGCAAUGACAUAACAAAAAAAAAAACAAACUAAUUUUAAAUACUUGAAACAAAAAUUAAUUAUUAAUUAUUAUUUUAAUUGAUGAGUAAACAAAUAAAUAUUAUUUGCACUACGUAAUAAACUUUAUAUUAAAACAAUUAUUAUCUGAUUUAGAUAGUAAUAAAUCAAUUUUGUCAUUUUUUUUGAAAAAUAUUUUAAAUCAAUAAAAACAAUAAUCAGUCUAUUUUAUACUCUAAUUGAUGAAUAUUGAAUAGAUUUAUUGUGCUAUUAAAGAAUUUGUAUUUGUUGAACAUGUACUAUGAUUUAUUUAUAAAUACAUAUUAAAGAUGUAUAAUACCUAAAUAAAUAUUUCCAAUACAUUUUAGAAUUUUACAAAGCUAAAUUUGACCAUAAAAUAAAUUAAAUCUAUUUAAACAUUUUUGUUCCAAUAAUAAACUCUUUUUUUCAGCUAAAUGAAAAUGUUUGCAAUUUAAACUUCAUGAAUGUUAAGUAGUGCUUUUUCAAAAUCUUGUGUACUUAAAAUAGCAAUAACCUAUAAUGACUAAUAAUUUCAUAAGAAAAAAUUGUCUUUGAUUUUGUCAGAAAUGACUUAUACAAAAUAUUAAUCGAACACUUUCAAUUUUAUUAAAAUAUGUUAUGAUAUGAAUUUAUAGCAUGUAUCAUUUAUUUUUUGUUUGCAAUUCUGCUAAUAAACUUAUACAUUUUUUAAACAUUGUAGGUAUAAUUUAACAAUUCUUAGAUUACGAGUAUUACUUACAAAAUUUAAUCACAAAAAAAUAAAAUUUAUAGAUAACUGCUUUGAUUGAUAUAAAAUAUCACACUUUACCACACUACACUGUACUGAUUGAUAAUCACAAGAAAUUUGCACAGAAAUUUCUGUUUUGACUCAUGCAACACAUUAACAUUUUGCGCGAGAAUUAUAUUAUUAUAACUAUUAUUAUUUCUAUUUCAUCAUGAGAAUGUUUUGUGUUUAUGCAUGGUAAAGGAGUAUCGAUGCUUGAAGCUGCAAAAUAUGCCACUGGACUUCCAAGACAUUGUCACCUGGCUGUGUAGUUAAUCUUAUUUUGUUUUUUUUUUUAUAUUAUUAUUUUUUUAACACUUGAUAAUGUUAUUGAUCCCUAAUCAAAAGUAUGCAAAUAAAUUCUGAACAAUUUAUAUUUAUAUAAAUAUAUUUAUCUCUAUGUAAACAUUAUUUUGACAUCUCUAUUUUGUGUAUAACUAUUCUAAAAUUAUGUUUGCAUAAUAAAAAUAAUGAUUUUUAUAUUAUUUAUUAAUUGGUUAGACUAAUAUAAUACCAUUUAUAAAUUUGAAAAAGUAAAUUUUGACAAAAAAUAUUUCACAUUUUAUAAAUAUUUAAUAUUAUUUUUGUUCCAUCUAAUGUAAUUCAUUAAAUUACUCUUUAACAAAUUACUCAUCUUUAAAUACUUAAACAUUAUAAUUAAACAAAACAUAUUAUUUUUUACUUAUUGAAAAAUUUAGUUUAUAUUUUAAUACCUAAUGAAGUAAAUAGACUUAUAAAUAUAUGUAUGUAAAAAAUACAUACACUUCCAUCAUAGAAGUCGUAAAUGGUGAAGAUUUUGAUUUCUUCUUUCCAAGUUUAGGCUUUAUUUGUAUAAUAUUCUAUAAUGUGCCAAAUUAUUUUUUGAUCUACAAACCAAUUAUUUAAUUUUGACUUAUUAAACUACCAUUAUUAUAAAUAUCUUGCCUAUUACUUCUACAUACAAUAUAAUUAUCUAAUUUAUAAUGUAUUAUCUACAUAAUUUUUAAAAAAAAACUUGUAUCCUGACAAAUAGUCUUGUAAAAUGUUAUUUAUUUAAUUGUAAAUUUGUUUUGAAAUAAUGUAAGUUUUUUUAUUGUUCAUAAGGAAUUAUUGAUCUUUUAUUGUUAUAUAUAUAUAUAUAUGUGAUUGUACACAUUGUAAUAUAUUAUUUUGUAAUUCAGUUCACUUCCUUGUCAAUAACAAAAUCAUCACUACUUAUUAUUAUCAAUAUUAUGAUAUACCAAAUAAAACUUUUCUUUGUUAUUAAAGUUAUGUGUUAAACAAACAUGUUAACAUUGUUAUACGGUGUUACUAAACACUUAUUGUUAGAUUUUUUGUGUGUUUGUGUGUGUGUGAACAUAAUUAAGCUGUUAUAUAAUUACUGUACACCGAUCACAAAUUAUUUUUUAAUUUAACAAAACUAUCAUUGAUAAAAAAAAAUGUACAUAAAAUCAAAACCAAAAUUAAGUUUUUAACUAUAUUACUAAAAAGUUUGAAUCUCUGUAUGUUUUGAAAUGUAUUCAGUAUUAAUAGAUACAACUCUUUUAAAUUUACUAUAUAUAUUUAAAUAAUUGAAUGUGCAAUAAUUAAAAAAAAAUUUUAUUUUGUUUGCUUUGAACAAAUUCUGUAGAUUUUAUUUUAUGAUUAAAUUAUUUAUUCCACGAGUUGUGUUCAUAUUGAAGCAAAUUGACUUAAACAUGGCUUUGUAAACUAUUUUAUUUUAUUUUGGAAUUUUAAAAGUAUCUAGUCCAUUUUUUUUUUUUUUUUAAUAAAAUAUUUAUGAUAACAAAAUAAAACACAUUUAUUAUUUAUGAUAUAUUAUUAACUAUGCUAUCGAAUAAGAGCAAACUAUAUAUUAUUUAUUACUAAUUAGAUCUUAUUAAUAUUAAUAUAUAAAUAAAAUAAUAUGAAAUGUAUAUCAUAUGAAUAACUAAGUAUUCCAUUUGUAAAAUGUUUGAUUGAUAAAGUUGUAUCAACAAUAAAUAAAGGAAUUACCAACUUA
Molecule: messenger RNA, 6191 nt
Organism: Rhopalosiphum padi (bird cherry-oat aphid)
Lineage: Eukaryota; Metazoa; Arthropoda; Insecta; Hemiptera; Aphididae
Gene: Efa6
Product: PH and SEC7 domain-containing protein
Exons: 14
Coding region: 407-3301 (964 amino acids)
Biological process (GO): regulation of ARF protein signal transduction
Molecular function (GO): phospholipid binding; guanyl-nucleotide exchange factor activity; protein binding
Source: RefSeq, a predicted model, not a curated record